Messenger RNA from Ascochyta rabiei, 483 nucleotides. RefSeq lists its product as uncharacterized. The transcript has a single exon. Lineage: Eukaryota; Fungi; Ascomycota; Dothideomycetes; Pleosporales; Didymellaceae. Bases 1 to 483 code for a protein of 160 amino acids. The record is from RefSeq and is a predicted model, not a curated record.
AUGUCGGCAAUGGGCUCCAUUAACCGCCUGCUUGGCCGGAAGCAGUCCACGCUUCCACCCUUCGACUUUGCUCGCAACCGAUUCCGCGCGAAGAAGACAUGGCCGCCCAACCUCCGUGAGCUGACCGAAAAGCAACAAUUCUACUUCGAGCGGAAGUUCAAACGCCGCACGAGGUUGAAGUCGAUCAAGCCUCUGUGGAAUAAAUGGACUAAGAUAGUGCAGUGGAGUUUGAUCAGCUUCAUCAUCGUGCACGGCAUCUUCUUCUACGACUUUGCAAACGACCCAAUGAAUCCACGCAAAGGCCAGCAGCCGUUCCAAGGGUUGAGAGACAAGAUGUGGGCGAUACUCGGCAACUUCUAUACGCAAAGUCCGUCUACGUUUGGGGUACCAGAGCGAGGGGCCAAAAGAGUGGAAGCCAUGGGCAAUCCUCGGGCAGGUGUGGAGGGAAUGGAUGAUACACGUCCCGUCACAAAGGCAAAAUAA